AGUGAUUGGGCGGUCACUUUACAGGUAGGGUUAGACUUAGGUCGUCGGUUGCGGACCUGUUUAGGUUAACCGGACAAAUUGGGCUUGGGGAAAAAAAAUGGCUCCGGCGAAGAAGGGGAAAGCGAAGACGAACUCAGGCGACUCAAUUGUGUCCACUUCGAAAGCUUUCCCUUCCUGUAUCCGCUUCAUAGCUCCGUCAUCCGUCGCCAUCACCAUUCACGCCAAGCCCGGAGCCAAGUUAUCUUCAAUUACCGAUUUCAGUGACGAGGCGGUUGGGGUACAGAUAGACGCUCCUGCUAAGGAUGGGGAGGCUAAUGCAGCACUUGUUGAAUACGUUAGCUCGGUAGGACCGUUGGAUUUUUUUUUUCAAACCGAGAAUAACUCCAACCAAGCCCAAACUCGGACCAUGCCAGGCAUUUGCUAAUCCGACAGACAGGAUAGUUGGACCAAGGCCAGCGCAAACCACUUGGGAAAUAGUUUCGCCAAUUUAGAUUCGAAAUCUUGACUUCAGGUGAGUCUUUACCUGCUAGGUUAUGGCCAAGUGGUUAGGACUCUUGGAAGAUACUCAUUAGGUUAGUAUAUACAAAGACAGACCAUGGAGGUUUUUGUUUUCUCUUAGAAUCUCUCUUCCACCAAAAUAAUGUGUUUUGAUUUCAUGCGAGUUUGGAUGCUUACAGUUACAGAGACAUGAUCAGGCAUUCAUUUGGAUGUCGGUAACAUUGGCUACAGAGCUUUACUGUUAAAAAAUGAGUUUGCAAUGAGCUUUUGCCUCCUAUAUGAAGAUCUUUGGAUGUUGGUGCACCUACACUAUGGAGUUCAUAUCUUAGACUUCUGAUACCUAAUUCAACCAAGUCGUGUUCCACUUGUGUUGCUCAAUAUAUUGUCAGUUUGUUCAGGGAUUGAACGCCUUGAAGGCGAGUAGCAUGAGGGGGGGCUUGUGGCAUGGUGGUAAACUUGUUUCAAUGAAUGUGAAACCUAGAGGUCACAAAUUGCGUACAUCUUGCCCUUCCUACACCCAGCCCCUUCAAUAUGGUAACCCAACGGAGUUGUUUACCUUUUUACUUAAGCCGACAAUGAAACUAUCUUGUCCAUUGGGGCGUGGCCUAGCAAAAAUUUUAGACAGUUUAAGGUCUAAGAAUUGAAUUAUUUGAAGAGUAAACUUGUGUCCUGUGGGAUUGGAGGGUUUGCAUUUUUUUUCUUAAGCAGUGCAUAAAUUUAAUUCUUUAUGCAAAGAGAGAGUAAACAACAGUUUUUACCUUACUUUCUCAUUUUAUGAUUGCUCACUGGUUCAGUAUAGAAAUCAUUCAAAAAGUUCAUUGUUUAUAUUGCAUGGGAAGUAUAUUACACCGUUUAGGUAUAGAAAAAGAGAAGAAAAACCAGUCUGUACUCCUAAGAAUUUUCAAGUAGAGGCCUGACUAAAAACUGCUGCUAGGAUAUCUAUACUUGGAUUGCUGUGGGAGUUAACAACGAUCCUCCUCAUCUGAGUUGUGAUUUGAAAUUUUGGUUAAGUAGCUAAAAGUACAAUGUGUUUGGUUUUUCAAUGGAGAUUAUAUUUUAUUUUAUCAACAGAUAUUUUUAUUCAACUAUAGUGUCUUCAAUG
Molecule: messenger RNA, 1600 nt
Organism: Tripterygium wilfordii
Lineage: Eukaryota; Viridiplantae; Streptophyta; Magnoliopsida; Celastrales; Celastraceae
Product: UPF0235 protein C15orf40 homolog
Exons: 3
Coding region: 98-424 (108 amino acids)
Source: RefSeq, a predicted model, not a curated record